AACAUUUAGCAGAUGUGGCCAAACGCGAGUUGCGCAGGAGGGCGUACCUGUGACGAGGGUUUUGUGAGAUCAGGAGAGGACUAUCACUAUCACAGUUGGAGUAGAUACCGUGUCUCAGCCGUUUCUCGCAUUACUGGAUAUGCAACCACUCAUUCCCGACUUUUCCGGCGUUUUGGACGAUUUGUGUCGAAAGGCACUACUGUAAGUAGAGUGAAACCACUUGAGCGAGUGAGGACGGAGUACCAUUUUACUUUUAAGUGAAGGAAAGUACAACAGCGGCAUUCCUGCGAGAGGGUCACAAGGGAGACGGUGUGAGUGACCUGCUCCCUUGAGAGGGGGGGUGGGGGGUGGGGGGUGGACUUGUGAUACUCACCCCUCCUGGUCACUGCUAAUGUUCAGCAUGAUGACCCACAGCGCAUGGCUGCUCUUCCAGCUAUUGCUGUGUAUUGUGCCCACUCUGUGGGGUUACCCCUUUAGACCCCCACUAGACCUGGAUGUGACCCCCAGAACUACAGUCCUCUCUAACGGGCUGUUGGGCUGCAGACGCUUCAGAGGUUCAACUCUCAACUAUAGUUUAUUGCUCCUGGAGGAGGAGGCAGACAUGCUGUACGUGGGAGCGAGAGGGGCUUUAUUUGUCCUGCAGGCUAGUGACAUCUCCAGCAGCUCACUGCGGAACAUUGACUGGGAGGCAUCAGACGAACAGAAGCAACAAUGCUUGAGGAAAGGGAAAGAUAACAAGACGGAGUGCUACAACCACAUACGGUUCCUCCAAAGGUUCAACAGCACACACUUGUACACUUGUGGCACACAUGCUUUCAGCCCUCUCUGUGCAUAUAUUGAUGGGGGGGAGUUUAAGAUCUCGUCGGCCUUCGAGGAGGGUCGAGAGAAAUGUCCAUAUGACCCCAACAAAGGAUACACUGGACUGCUGAUUGAUCAACAGAUGUACACAGCAUCUCAGUAUGACUUUCGGAGCUUUCCAGAUAUCCGACGCAACUCUCCGAAUCCCACACUGAAAACAGAAGAGGCUCCCACUCAAUGGCUGCAGGAGGCUGAUUUUGUGGGCUCAGCAUUGGUGAGAGAGAGUGUGAGCAGCUCAGCUGGAGAUGACGAUAAGAUUUACUUCUUUUUCACGGAGAAGAGCCAAGAGCUCAGUCCAUACUUCAGCCACAGCAGAGUAGCGCGGGUUGCUCGUGUGUGCAAGAGAGAUAGAGGAGGUCUCCUCACCCUACAGAAGAAGUGGACCUCCUUCCUGAAGGCACGGCUGGUGUGUUCUUUACCUGACUAUGAAUUUCACUUCAAUGUGUUGCGGAGUGUGUUUUUGCUGGAGGGUGCCCGCUCUCAGCACUCUAUUCUCUAUGGCAUCUUUGGCUUGGAAUGGAAAAAUGUAAAAGCCUCUGCUAUCUGCCAGUACUCCAUUUCGGAUAUCCAGUGGGCCUUUGAGGGGCCUUACAUGGAGAGCAUGGAGGACUCCAGCUCUAAAUGGACCCAGUACACGGGGAAGGUUCCGGAACCGCGACCUGGCUCGUGCAUCACAGAUCAACUUAGAGCAAGAGGCAUCAACUCAUCCACCAACCUGCCCGAUGAUGUGCUUCACUUUGUCCGCCGCCAUCCGCUCAUGUACAGGCAGAUCCUUCCGCAAGGACAACGCCCCCUGCUGUUUAGGAGGAAUGUGGACUAUACUAAAAUUGCAGUACACAGAGUGACUGGUCUAGAUAGUCAGAUAUACCACAUGCUCUUCAUUGGGACAGAUGAAGGUUGGCUGCAGCGGGCUGUGGAGGUCAAUGGUCAACUGCACAUCAUUGAGGAACUGCAGUUGUUUGAGGAGCCCCAGCCAGUGGAAAGUAUAGUCAUCUCUGAGAAACAAAUGAGUGUGUAUGUGGGUUCGCCCACCUCAGUGGUACAGUUGCCCUUGUCCACAUGCAACAGAUACGCCUCCUGCUUCGACUGCGUGAUGGCACGUGAUCCCUUCUGUGCCUGGGAUGGGCUAGAGUGCGUGCAGAUUACAUCACACAACAGCAGAGCCAAUCUGAAGCAGGAUAUUUUGAAUGGAAAUAAGGGCUGUGAUGAAUCUACAGCAGAUGUCCUAAUGUUACACCGCUCUCGCUCUGUGAUGGCGGGCGAUGAUGUACUGCUUCAGUGUGAGCUCAGCUCCAAUCUGGCCACUCCUGAGUGGACCUUGGAUGGCAAGAAACUGCAGGGAUACGGGUUGAACUCUGGCUACCGCAUUGGCACAGACGGUCUUCUGGUCAUUGAGGCACGGCCCUUCCAGAGUGGUGACUACUGCUGCAUUGCCAUGGAGAACGGAGUCCAUAUUCCUGUUGUUAUCUACAGCUUGACUGUUCGGCAGGAGCUGCAUCCGCCUUCUCCUGUAGAGCCAACUCAUCCACUCAUGACUACUACAAUCUUCUGGCCUGAUCAAACUUCUCAAAGUGACUCCCUGGAUGAAUUCAAUCCAACCCCUCUGUCUCCUCGCUUUGAGUUCCUGUCCCUGAGGAACAUGGAGGCCAUGUAUCUAUCCCUAAUCACAAUCUUAGGAGGACUGUGUCUUGUUCUCACAGUCAUCCUACUUUAUGUUGGAUUCUGUUUGCAAGGGCGGAGGGGUAAGUACUCUUUGCGAUCCGCUGCGUAUGCUGAAAGGAAGAGAGGUGCGCACAUGGAGCUAAAUACCAUCUCCAGCCACUGCAGUGGGAAACCUGAUGCUCAUGAUGGUCUACUGCAGAUCGUCCCUGGAGAAGCUCCAACUUCACCCAAUAAGGAGCUCCCUCCUGCUCCACCUCUUCCACCUCCUCCUUCAGAAUCAGAGUAUAUAAAUGGACUCUCUGCCACCCUGCCCAGUGUCUUGCGCAAGAUGAAUGGCAACAGUUAUGUGCUGCUGAGACAGACUGAUGGAGACACCACAUCCCCUCUAUAUUAUUCAUUCACGGAAGAGCUCAACAGGAUCCUGGAGAAGAGGAAGCACACUCAGCUGUGUAGUAAACCUGAUGAGAGCUCAGUGUGAACUUUGGGACACAAUACUACCAUGUGGAGAUAUGUGCAAAUGUCCUCUGAAGCAUGACAUCAUUAUUAUUUACAAGCCCUGCUUUACCCAGAUUGACAUUAAUGGGAUGUUAAUAAUUGACCUAAACUCCUUUUAUUGGAAGAUAAACAAAGCAUCGGUAUUCCUCUAAAAAUAACAAAUUGUUUCUUGGUUUACAUUUCAAAUGUAGAGCUUUUGAAUUUCAACAGACUGAGGAGUGCCCACUGGUCACAAAAAAGCAAAGACUGCAACACAUACAAUGGAAAUUCUACCUCAGCAGGAUAUCACACAAGUCUCAACUCAUUUCAGUAUACUUGCUUUAAAAUGUGCGUUGGAAUAGGGUGGAAGGCCAAGGACAUGCAGCAGAGAAUCUUUAAAGCAAGAGUCUCAGUAUUGGGGGACUCAAGCUACUUAUUCAAUAAUGAACUUGUAAAGUUGGUUCAAAUAACUUUAAAGACUUCUAUAAGGCAACAAAAGAAUAUUGCAAGUGGCAACAUGAACUCUUCAUAUAUCCAGAUGCAAGAAUCAUACCUGGACAGAGCGAGCCACUUUAAAUCCAGUGAUGUAGUGCACUGAAUAUCUUUGCAUAUGUUCAUUAGUUUAAUAUUUUCUAGUUUAUGCCAAGACUGACCAUAUCAGUAACAGCUUGUAAUAAUAAUUACAAUUAAAAACAGCAGGGAUAACAGACUUUUAAAAAUGAGAAAUGCACUUGAUGGAACUAAUAGUGUGAAUACGGCUUUUAUUAAUAGUUUCACAGGGGUGGGAAACUGGGAAGAUGACAGUAUUAACCACUGGGUUGCACUUUAUGGACUGGUAGCAUUUGUUUCCGUGAGGUGCUGCUUAUUCUGACAGAUCUAGAGAGGAUGAAAUGGACCACAAGGACAGUCAUGUUUGCAAAAGAUGUGAAUCGCUGAUAUAGCAACAAUAUGAUAAAACUAUAUUGUAUGCUGAAUUGAAAAUGCUACGAAGGGAAGACUAUGUAGACGUACAAUAUACUUAUAUAACCCUGGGAUAUUAACCAUAAUUCUGGUAAUUCACUAAGUCUGGAUGUGUCUGUUUCAGUGUUUCAAAUAACAGGGUUGUAUUGUCCCUUGCAGUAUGAUAAACAAUGCAGCGUUCACAGGAACUGACAUGAUUCUUAGUGGGACUCAGAAUUCCACAGUCAUUGGCUGCCUGGUUUCCAUGGCAACCACAGAGAAGAGGUAAAUCUCUAUGCUGACCUUCUUAGAUUAUCCUUUGGACUUGACCAAUUAUUACACCACCUUUUACAGUCAGGUUUUAUAAUCUUAAUAGGGAUUAGAGAAUUUGAGAAAAAGGUGAAAUUGGGCUUCUAGUGCCAGUAAAUGAAGUCAAUUCAAUUCUAGUUGGGGCAUAACAAACAAUGAGUAUUGUGAUAUUGCAGUUUAAUGAUCCUUUCACCUCCAGUAAGUCUAUUAAAUUGUUGUGUAGUCUAAAUGUUCAAGCUUGAGACUACCCACACUUGCGUGCAAGAGCAUUUUGGCGUUUCUCCCACUACUUAAGGGGGUAAAGCACCUGGUUCUGUCUGUUUAGAUCACAAUAUGCAGAUUGCAGUGAAGCCGAGUGGAGAACAUUAAGGCCACAUGUUCACAGCAGAGCUAAGAUGAGUACUACUGAUAAUGUAGUUUGCUUUCCUCUCUUUCUCUUUAUCCCUAACUUUUUGCUCAUUGUCUUUUUGAAUGAUUUUGUCUUGUUUAGUAUGCCCGGGCUAAACUUAUCUCUCUCUUCACUUUCUGCAUUGUUCCAAAGCACUUUGUUAUAGGAAAAUUACACCCAAAAUUAAUAAAAAUAAAUAAAUGAAAAAAAUACCCCCCACCCCCUUUAUGCCAUUCCAAUCCUGCAUGGAGUUAUUUUUGUCUAUGGAACACAAAUGAGAUUUUUUUUUUUCUGGAAAAAAGGACAAAAAAACCCACCCCAAAUAUAUCAUAAAAGUUUCCCAUUUAGCUUGUGCGCUAUAUUCCAAUUUUUCAGAAGCCACACGAUAGCUUUGCAUGAGGAACAGAUUUAAAUUUAAGCAGAUAUUCACUGAUAAUCUUCCUGCCUUAGCCCACUUUCACGUCCAGAUUAAAAAAUGGUGAUUUGUCAUUGAUGCCAAAGCAGCAUUGGUUGUGGCAUUAAUGUGUAGUAUCCAAAUGUGAUGUCACUUUUAAAUUCUUUUACAAUUAGGGCAAGAUUAUCAAGGAAUAAUUCAUUUUGGUCUAUUCCUUAUAGUCGCAUUCCCCAGAAUCAUUUGUACUACCUUUAUUAUUCUUUUUUCUAUGCUUUUUUGUCUUUGGUCUUUUUAUGGUGUUUUGUCCUUUUUACAUAUCGACUGAUAUGGUCACUAUGAACAUUAGUUGUAUAAAAAGAGCAGCGUAAAGAUUAAAAACAAUUUGUGUUACACAGAAAAAAUUAUAGCAUAUGAAUUUGGAUCAAAAGUGAAGAGUAAAUAAUGACAGAAUUUUCAUUUUUGAGUGGACUAUUCCUUUUAAAAUGGUUAAUAAUGUUUCCUGCUAUUCAUUUUUUUCUCCAUGUCCCUCGUCUCUCACUCUCCGAGUACCCCCACAAUCUUUUUUUAUUUCCAUUUGACAAAUGGCUUUCAUGUAUGUGCAUACUCCUCCAUCAUAGUCUCAAAUGAGAGCAGAAUAGAUCUGCAUACACAUCUGACCUCCUCUCCCAGAGGGUCACAAGCUGUGAUUAGAUGCUUAUCGUCAUGCAGCUCAUAUCGUCUGUGCCUGCAAUGUUUACGUCCCGCGAGUCUUAUAUAUUCCUGCGAGAGAGGCACUUGUGCAAAUUCUUCUAACAUGCCAGGACAGGUUUGUUGAUGAAAUAUAUCUCGACUGUGGCCCUCAUUCAAAGCCAUUUUAAAGUCUGCAAGAGAGAAAGAGAUUGACAGAGAAUGGGAGAAAAUGAUAAAAAGAGAGCCUAGAGAAUGCGUGGAAAUAGUUUGGGAAAUGGUUAAUAAUUAUUUUCAGUUCCUCAUUUAGGGCAACUACACAGAGAACUCCAAAAAUAGGAGUCAGGAUAACAAAAGAUCUGCUCAGACACACCAGAUUAUGGUCAUGUAGGCUUAUUUGUUAACUUUGUAACAUGACAUUACAGUGUAUUCCCUCUUUACAUAUAGGCCUACUGAAGACCAAAAUCAGUAGAGUUUGUGGCCUUAGUCUAUGUUUGCUAGCUUUGAGGCCAUCUAUAUGUUAGUGUACUUGUAAAUGUGGAAAAAAAUUCACUUUCAGAAUUCAAAUUUACAGACUUUCUCUUCCAGGAAAAUGGACCGAAAACACUGAUGACUCAUCUUGUACUACACAGAUUUUUUUUCCAAUCAAAUGCUUUCUAGAAUGAGAAUGUCCCUCCCCCUAAUUCCACUUCCAACUGACUACUUUGUUAAUUAGCAAUCAUGGUUCAUGGCUGUGAUGUAACUGAAGCCCAUAGGCAAUUUUAUUUUAUUUUUUUUAAGUUAAAAACCCUUCGAUAUGUCCCACCCAAACUUGCCCUUUAAAUAGGAAAUGACACAGGAAAGAAAACUGUGCUCAUCAAGCCAUUUCAUUGGGUCUAUACAGAAAUAAUCAUACGGCAUAUGGGCUCUUAAACAUUUUGAAUUUCUUUUUUGGCAGGACCAGCUGCUAUUUGAUGUUCAGUGUAAAAUAUGACAUUUUGUGGAGUUGAGCACAUUUCAAUCCUUACAAUAGACCUCUUUGCUAAAAUCUGGAGUGCAUAAUAUAUAAAUGCUGCAGCAGCAUUUAGUUUAGUAUUUAUCACUGAGGUAUAUGGGAGAAUUUUUAUAGAUUGAAUGUGUUUCAUUGUUUUGAUGUUGUACUAUUAAUUCAAGGCAUUUUCAAUAUGAGCUUCUUUAUGAAUUAUUAAAAAGGUUUGUGUUCUGUAUAGUUCACCAGAAAAGACUGUUGAUUGGUUGUGAUAUCAGUUUUUUUUUUUGUUUUUUGUUUUUUUUAUUGGUCCCUUUAGUCAUGUAUACCUUAUUCCAACAUACAGUACAUAUAAAAAUUGAAAUAUUUAUUUUACAGCUUUGUACAGUUUAUGUAUAUUUAUUUGUGGUUGGUUAAUGUUGCAUGGCUAUACAUUUUUGCAAACAUGGCCUACACUUUGGGGGAAAAAGUGUAUUAAUAGAAAUGGAAUUACCCCCAAAUAAGUGUAAUCUUCUUUUUGUGUGUAAAUUUACACACCAUUCUAAACAACGUGAACCCAAGAUUGUAUACAGUACUUCCUAUUUCCCAUGUAGUGUUCAGAAAAUAUUGUUAAAUCUCCUGCUGAACAGACUAUGUCUCAGGAUCACAUCAGCACACAGUUGCAUGCCUCCUCAGUCGUGAGUAGGAUUGUGUGGGCUGCCUGUGGAACUGGAUUUCAUGAAGCUGGUUAGACUUAUGCCUGUCACCAUGGUGAAAAAGUCUGUAAAAUUAUUAUCAAUUCACUCAAUGUUUAAUUCUCUAUUGCUCUCUCCAUGUGAAAACAUUGUCUUGCCCUAUACAUGUUCAGACAGUCAGAGCCCAAGAUAAACACUUAUAUCUUUGUUUAUUCAAGGAUAAGGUGUUAUGUUUUGUGUUUAAUUAACACAGAAAUACUACAGGGACAUGCUGGCUGGGGAGGAGGCAGAGAAGUGUUUCCAUUGCUUCCCAUUAUGUUUAACAUUGGAACUUUUAAGUCUGAAUUUUGGUUUGUUUACAGUUUACUCAGUAAAUUAUUUUAAUAAACAGUAUUGAAUCUUC
Myxocyprinus asiaticus (Chinese sucker) is the source of this 7734-nucleotide messenger RNA. It is a transcript of the gene sema4ga, whose product is annotated as sema domain, immunoglobulin domain (Ig), transmembrane domain (TM) and short cytoplasmic domain, (semaphorin) 4Ga. The transcript is spliced from 15 exons. NCBI's taxonomy places the organism in Eukaryota, Metazoa, Chordata, Actinopteri, Cypriniformes, Catostomidae. Gene Ontology annotation, biological process: negative chemotaxis; negative regulation of axon extension involved in axon guidance; neural crest cell migration. The record is from RefSeq and is a predicted model, not a curated record. Gene Ontology annotation, molecular function: chemorepellent activity; semaphorin receptor binding. The coding region runs from base 392 to 2998 and encodes 868 amino acids.